AUGUCGAAGAUUCCUGUCGAUAGAAGUGUCAAAUCCAGGUCGUUAAAUAUCAGCGGAGUAUAUUUCAAAGAUUACUCUUUGAUAAAGAGCCUACGUUCUGGCGACAUAAAACCUAUUGAUAUCACUAAAAAAAUACAAUCCACCGAGAAUGCAGCAAACACUGAUAUAGCUGAAAAACUAUUUCAUUCAAACUAUCAAAGUUUCAUACCUAAAAUGAACCUAAAUCUAGAAAAAGUUGUGGAACAAAAUCCAAGAAUAUUAGACUUACGAGAAAAACUAAAUGAAAUUUCUAGAAAGCAAGAUCUUAAAGUCGACAAGAAGACAAAAAGUUAUUUUAAUGACAUAACACAGCAAUUUGUUGAGGAAAGCGAUACGCACGAGUCAGGACCAUACAGUCUCCUGUUUGAUCUUCAACCAGAUGCUUCCACAUCUUAUAAAGAAUCACUUGAGGAUGAAACAUGGAAGAAAUCGCAAAAUGAUGUACUUAAUGUCAAUAACCCACAAAUUCUUAAGAAAAUCAAUAAUGCUACAAACAAAAGCUUAGACAGGCUACCAAAUGUUAUUAAUUUUGAUGACAAACCCAUGAAAGAGUUCGAGUACUCCUGUGAAAAGGAAGUUCCGGUAAAGAAAACUUUUAACACUCACUCUAGAUCUGAUCUAUGCUUACAACUUAAAUCUCAUCUUCAUCCACGAUCUUACGAAACGAACUUAAGUCCGAACGAUAAUUCUAUAAGUAGAAAUAAUGAAGAGAAUUCUUUGGAUGACAGCUUAGGUAUUUUGACUCCUGAUCAAAUGGACGAUAUAUGCUAUUUAGAAAACGCAUUUUCCCCAACGGUCGAAGGUUUGCCUAGUUUUUGUGAUAAUAACGAUUACAAAGCUUCUCCCGACAAUGGUGACACACCAUCAACGGAUAAGACUGAAAGCAAUUCGGCUGCGUCGACAAUACAAAAUGAAACUUUUGAAAGUAACUACAACAAAAAAACAAAUGCGUUUGGAAAAUCGUUAGCCCCAAUCGUAUCUCUCAAGGCGUUUGAAGCUCAAAAACAAGACCUAAAAUAUGAUGGCAACUGUGCUCUUACUUUAUAUGAUAAAACUUUUUGCUCUUUAUUAGAUUCUAAAACAGAUGUUGAGAAAACCUUGGAAAAAGAAAAGAGUGAUUUGUAUAAGUCCCAAGAAUUUCCGCAAAAUUUAGCUGACGAAGACUUCAUGCCCUCGAUUCAUAGCAGUAUUUUAGAACCUGCAAGUUCUAUUGCAGACACAACAAUAAACUUAGACAUACCAUUGGAUAGUAAAAUUGGGAACCGAAAUGUACCACCCAAUCGACUAGAACAGACGCCAUCGCCAGAAGAAUUGCCUCUUGAUAGUUCUGAAAUAAACGGUGAAGUCAGCACGUACUCACAAUUUUCAGCGUCCACUUUACACGAUUCUCAAACCUUUUCAGACAGCAAAACUGAUUAUACCAAAUCAAUGGAAACGUCAAAAGUUUCAAACAGCUUCAUUACUAGUAUUACAAGUAUAACUAGUUUAGAUGGUUAUCAAGGUGACGGAGAAAUGUCACGGCCAGUAAGCCGAAGUGCGGAUCAUCCUAUGGGACCUCGUGAAGAUGUCAUAGAUAUGGAAUGGCAAAAUGUUCCUGUUACGAGAAGAGUUGAUCCUAUGACUGAUUCUGAUUUCUUCACUGAAAGUGACGCUGACGGACUGGACGAACAUAUGCAGAAAGGAGAUAGACGAGCUCAAGUUAUAGAUGGAGCUCUUUAUGGUGGAAAAAAUGGCAGUAAUAAUGCUCCUUUGAUUGUUAAUAGAAGUGAAGACUCGUGUAUGGAAUCCAGUGGAGUAUAUACAGAUUUUGAAAAUCAUCGUGCGUCACCUGUAUUUUUAAACGUGAUCAAAGACAUGUCUCCUGACUCUACUCAAUCGACUCACUCGGAAUGUAGCCAGAAAAAUGCAAGUUCCAACAAAUUAAGUACGUAUUUUACACCGUUAGAAGAUACAUUAGAAGAACAAAACUCUGAUGUAUCCCAUGUAAUUGAUGAUGAUACAACUCCCAAAAACACCAGCAAAAGAAACUCCAUUAACAGUGAAAAAGAAGUAAGAAAUGUGGAGAAAAAUAAAGAAGAAAAAAGAAGUUUUACUUUGAAGAAGUAUAAAAUGCCUAAGCGUGACGUCCCCAGCAAGUUGAAGACCAUGUUGGCCAGUAGAAAGACAGACGCAGAAAAUAGUGUACAAAAUAGUCCAAAAGCAGCAAAAAAGAGUGAGAGACGCGAAAGUUUUCUAAAGAAGUCUACCAUAGAAAUGAAGAGUGACUAUAAAGCGAAAUCUUUUAAGGAUAUAAAAUCGAAAGUAGAUUGCACGUUUUCAUUACAGCGUUCGCAGACUGCGUGCAGCGUUACAAGAAUGUUGAGCUCUAAAUCGACGAAUACGAACACGAAACCUAAAAGCCGUCACAUGCGUAUGCGAAUGGAGCUGGGUUCUGCCAAUGCUAGCGGCAAAAGCAGCCUGCACAGCUCCCAGAGCGACAUCAGCGCUAUCAGCACGCCGCUAGGCAAGCACUCAACGAGCCGCUUCCCAUUGUUAAGGAAUGGCAAGAAGCGAGAUAGUGUCCCGACGCCGACGACCCCCAGCCGCCCUCCAGCCACGCCGCCCCAACCCCCGACCGUACAGGCCAAGAAAAAUGGUGUGGUGCAGAAACUGUCGUCGUCACCGGUGGCGGUUCGGGCGCGGAGCUCUCUUGCGCCACCCCCAUCACCUCGGAAACCGCCCGCGCAUCGCGUACCAGCACAGAGGCCCAAUACAUUGACCACCACUAAAGAGCCGCCGCGAGUUACGGCGGCGGUGGGGCCGCGAAGCAAGCGGGUGCAAACGCCGCAGCAGCCCACGCGUACGCCGGCCGCUCCGCUGCCCGCUCCGCUCACCGCCCCGCUCCAAGUCUCGCUACCCGCCCCGCCUAUUAAUCCGCCCCGCGAACACGUCACAGCGUUGGCGCACGCUGCUAAAGGCGUCGAAGCUUUGGGAGUUUUAGUGCAGUAUUUAGUUUUUAGACUGGACGCGCUAAACGGCGGUUCCUGGCGUUUAGAGGCGGAAAGAUGGCGCAGUGUGGCAGCAGCAGAGAGGAGCAGCGCAGCCCGCGCCGACAGAGACAGGCAACAGCGCGCCCAAAAGGACCUUGAUACCAUCGCAGAAUGCCUGAGCAAGAUCUCAGAGCUAGAGAUGGAAGUGUCUUCCAAGGAGGAGGCAAACGCACGUCUCCAGGCCAUACAUAUGGAAGAAGUGGCCGCCUUGGCGAAUGACAUUAAGGGAUUAAAGGAUACAAUCGAGUCUUUGAAACAUGAAGUCGCGGAGAGCAGGGCGCGGUUGCACGCGCACGGCGAGAUCGAGCGCACGCUGCGAGCUCAACUUGAGGCGACGCGAGCAGAACUCGAGCGCGGCGAGGAGCGCGCGCAACUCGAGCGCGGCGAGUUCGCUCGCCUCGAGCUCGGCGAGUCCGCCCGCCUCGAACGCCUCUGCGAAAUGUGCGAUGCGGCCUGCGACCCGGUGUGCUGCGAUGCCGAGGAGUGCGAGUUGCGACUGAACGCAAAUGAGGAGCUGAGCACGGACGCUAAUGAGUUAGCGGCUGAGGUGCGUUCCCUGCGAGCGGUCAUCGAACUGAAGCAGGCCGAGAUGGCCUCGCUGCGCGACGCGCGCGCCGAGCUCGGCGCCGAGCGCGAGCGGCGCGCCGCCGCCGAGCGCGAAGCCCGCUCCGCCCGCCACGCGGCCGAGGAGCUCCGCGAGCGCGCCGCCGCCCGGCAGCGCGACGCCGACCGGCUGCGUGACGACAACCGGCGCUUGCGCGACGCCGCGGCGCGGGACCGAGACCACGCCGCACGCCUCGCUGCGCUCAACGAGGAGCUCAGAUACAAGCUGCGCCAGAAGUCCCAGGUCGUGUCGUUGCUCGCCGGAGGCGGGUACAUCGAGCGUGCGCCGCUGCGCGCUCGCACGUCGUCCGGCGAGUCGGGCCGCUCGGGCUCGCCGCCGCCUGACUCGCCGCCGUCGCCGGCCGCCUCGCCCGCGCCCGACUCGCCGCCGCUGCCCGCCGUCAAGGGCGUCGUGGAGAAGCACGACUCCGUCAGCUGGGUGCUCGAGAUCGAAGAGACCCCCGAGGAGGUGGCCACGAGACUUGCUAGGCGAUCGUCGUUCCGCGCGGUGGCGUCGCCGAGCGGCGUGAAGCGUCGCGGCGGCGGCUCCCCUGGCAGCUCGCCCGCCCCCGCCUCCCCCGCCCCCAACGCCUCCAAGCUGUUCCGGCCCGGCGAGCUCGAUUUCCCCCCGCCGCCGCUCAAGGAGUCCGCCGGCGAGGCGAUCUACAUUUACGACGACCGCCAAUAU
Molecule: messenger RNA, 4359 nt
Organism: Iphiclides podalirius (scarce swallowtail)
Lineage: Eukaryota; Metazoa; Arthropoda; Insecta; Lepidoptera; Papilionidae
Source: the annotation of a GenBank genome assembly